UAGGGAGGGGAGUUAUUUUUUGCACGAAUUUCCUUGAAUUCAGAAAUGAAUUCAGUUUGUUUUGUCUCAUUCUAGCUUCAUUAUCAGAUUAAAGUGUCAUCUACGUGGACAAAAAGAUCGUAAUUAUCUUAUGCACCGUUUUAUAAUGUGAAAUACUAGUGUCGUAAAUAAAAACGAACUUUUGUUUUUUACUAAAGGAAGGAAAUCUUCUAAGGACAUCUUUAAAUCAAACCGUCCUGUAUUUAAAAUAAUUCCACAAUGACGCUGUGGACGCGAGCACAGCAGCUGCCCCCUGAGUGCCUUCAAAAGGUACGAAUGAUAUACGUGGAUCAUUUCCCGAUCGAAGUGAGGCAUUGCCUGGCGUCUUGGAUCGAGAGCAGGAUAUGGACCGCGGAGCCGGAGGACCAGCAGCGUUCGUUCGUCAACGAACUCGUCCAGGAGAUCCAGACGAACGCCGAUCUGAUGCUGUCCCCGGACAUGUUCGUUACGAAGAUGAAGCUCCUCGAAGCGGCGAAGAACUUCCACAUGCAGUACAGUCACGCCCCCCAGGAGCUGUACGCUUACAUGAGGCGUUGUCUCGCCUUAGAGAUGGAGGUCAUACAGAACGCGAUGGGCACUCCGUACGUGGCCCAGCCUCACACCGAGAGGAAGUACAGCGAGCUGAUCACGGGCCUGCAGACUGUAAGGCAGAAGGUGAACAUAGCCGGCGAGGAAAUCCGCAGCCUCCAGGCCAAUAUUGAAUCCCUGUCUUUGCAGUACCACGAGUGCUUGAAGAACAAAGGUCACAUGAACUACCUCCAGCAGCAGACGGUGACCACCGAGCGCCGCGACCUGGUGGCCUGUCUGCGCGGACAGAUCGAGGACACGGAGAGGAAACUCAACGCGCUGGUGGCGCAGAUCACUCAAUCUCAAAUGGAGCUGGUGGACCACAUGAAGGAGAACAUCACGAACCUGAGGCAGCUGCAGAGCCAGGUGUUGGACGAUGAGCUCAUCAAAUGGAAAAGGGAGCAACAGCUGAGCGGCAACGGGGUCCCGAUGCAGUCCAACCUCAACACGAUCCAGGAGUGGUGCGAGCUGCUCGCGGACCUCAUCUGGACCACGCGCCAGCAGGUCAACAACGUGGCGCGCAUCAACAGCAAGACCAUCGUGGAGCUCCGCCAGCCGCACCUCGCCGAGAUGCUGGACGACAUGAGCAAGCAGGUGACGGGGCUGCUGUCCACGCUGGUGACGUCGACGUUCGUCAUAGAGAAACAACCCCCUCAAGUAAUGAAGACCAACACGCGUUUCACGGCAACUGUUCGUCUGUUGGUUGGCGGACAGCUCAACGUAUACAUGACCCCGCCGCGCGUCAGCGUUGUGAUAAUAUCGGAGCAGCAGGCUCAGCUUUUACUGAAGAGCGACACGCAGGCCGGCAAGGGCAAGCAGCCCGUGGAGUGCGGGGACAUCCUCAACAACACGGGCACCAUGGAGUACCAGCCCACCAGCCGACAGCUCAGCGUCAGCUUCAGGAACAUGCAGCUGCGCAAGAUCAAACGCGCCGAGAAGAAAGGCACCGAGAGCGUUAUGGACGAGAAGCUGACGCUGCUGUUCCAGUCGCAGUUCAACGUGGGCGGCGGGGAGCUCGUCUUCCAGGUUUGGACCCUGUCGCUUCCGGUUGUGGUCAUAGUCCACGGCAACCAGGAGCCCCACGGGUGGGCCACCGUCACGUGGGACAACGCCUUCAGUCCCCCGGGCAGGGUGCCCUUCGCUGUCCCCGACAAGGUGACCUGGGGCCAGCUCGCGGAGACCCUCAGCCUCAAGUUCAUCUCGGCCACGGGAGGGUCUCUCUCGGAGGACAACCUGAGGUUCUUGGCUGAGAAGAUAUUCAGAACUAGUCUCCCGCUGAACACCAUGGAGCUAAACGCGAUGGCGGUCAGCUGGACCCAGUUCUGCAAGGACGCUCUGCCGGAGAGGAACUUCACGUUCUGGGAGUGGUUUUACAUGGUCGUCAAGGUCACCAGGGACUACCUGCGGACCCUGUGGUGCGACCGCUUAAUAAUGGGCUUCAUACAGAAGAAGCAAGCUGAGGAUAUGCUGUCCAAGUGUCCGCCCGGGACCUUCCUGCUGCGGUUCUCGGACUCCGAGCUGGGAGGGAUCACCAUCGCUUGGACCGGAGACGGUAACGAAGUAUUCAGCCUGCAGCCCUUCACGUCGCGCGACCUCAUGCUGCGCUCGCUGGCGGACCGCGUGUUCGACCUCACGCAGCUACAGUUCUUGUACCCGAACGUUCCCAAAGACGACGUCUUCUCCAAAUAUUACACCAAACCUGAAAACGAAAUGUUGAAGAACGGCUACGUGAAGCCCGUGUUGGUGACCACGCUGCCCCCGUACAUGUCGUCGUCGCCCGCCUACGCGCACUCCCCGGACUCGCACCGAAACACGCCCAGCGUCAACAGCAGUUAUUUCGGGGAAUCUACGCCCAUUCAGGUGGACAGCCUAAUGAAUAGCGACUUGUUCGAGCAGAUCCGGGCCUACGAACCGGACAAUCAAUCGGACGAGUUCGACAUUUACAGUGACAUGUGCUUGAAGUGAGAUGACAAAAAACCGCAAUGAAAUUGACAAAAAGAAAUUAAUAUACAUGUAGUUUUUUUAGAAUAAAUUUAGGAUUUUACGCGUACUUAUUACGUACAUACGCAAUGAACACUAACUAUUUUAAACACAGUCACGUGUUGAAUAGGUAGCACGCAAUGUAACGUGAAAACGUCGUGUCGGUUCAACGUCCGCGCGCGCUCCCCACGUCUGUACAUUGCUUCCCAACGCUUGAGGCGAAAUGACGUAACCUCAUAAAGCAUUCUAUGUCGGUGCCUUUGUCUGCAUUCAUAGUUAGCCUUGUAAAUUAAAUAAUGCAUUUUAUUUGGAAAAUACCUUUAGCCUAUAAAUUGAGAGUCGAAAUAUUUGUCGUUCUACGGGAAAGAGACGUGCCUAUAUAUAUCUGCACGCAAACGAAUGAGACAAAAACUAAUAUAUAACUUACGUCUUAUCAGUUUACGUAAUCAAAAAUUGGGCGAUCUGUCAAGAAUAUAUUCUCUCAUCGGUCGGACUAUAGAUCAGCGCGCCAAUAAGUUCUAUUCAGCUUUUAUGAUUAUAAUUAAACAAUUGACGGAUUAUAAAGUGGAAUUAGAUUUGUAGUUACAGAGCAUUUUCGUGCUGCCUUAUAAUUAUAAAUUAACUUGAAAAUCGUUAAAGUUGCUUAUGAUUUCAUUCAAUCUAUUUGUAGCAAACACGUCAUGUAGACAUAAGACAAUUGAUUCGUUUUAAUAUUUUUAAAUGUCACAUCGCUUUAGUCAUCGGCACCUCUAUAUUUGGGAAUCUUAGUAUUUUAUAUUAUAUUAUAAAAAUUAAGCAAACUGUUUCUUAUAUUUUAUAUUUUAAUAUUUGUAUUUAUACAAUUUAUUUUAUCGAGUAUCUAAUUUUACGUAUUAUAUUCUAAGCUACACUAUCACAAUGAAAAAUUAGCAAUAAUUGAUCGUUUCUAUAAUUACUUAAUUCUACUUUAAUUACAUACUUAACUCAUUUAUUUUUCUUAAUCACCAUUGUUUCUUAAUUAUAAAAAUUCAUCGGACUAUUUUAAAUAGAUUUUAUGGAGCAAAUUCAAAAUGGCUGACUUACGCGUCACCCGUAUUUUUUCAAACAUAAACUAUUUGCCUCCUUUUUCAGCUGUCUUCAAUAUUAUAUCAUUUAAAAACAUUUCUUCAAGUAUUUCGGACGUUAUGUCCAGGAAUCUUGCUAUAAUACAUUCGCAUCUUCAGCUCGUUUAUUUUAAAUAAUAAUCCACAUAAAAGUUCCUUUUAUUUAUUUACAUAAAUCUGUUUUAAUCGUAAUAAUAUAUAUGUAAUUGUUUGAAACUUGAAAUGUUCCGAUAAUCCCAACAUUUUAGCACAUGUAUCCUCCGAUUUUUUUAUACGAAUAUUUAUUUUUCCCUUCCGAUGCUGCAGUGUGUUUAGGUUAUCAAAUGCUUAGAAAUGGCGGCGUUACAUAACAUUCUCUUGCGCUUGUAAUAAUGUUUUAAUAAUGAAAACAUUAUUUUUCACUAUUACAUAGAACACUGUUUAAUGUGAACUUUGAGAUUUUUAUGAAAACCCAUACUUUAGCGUCUUUUAUAACAGUGGGUUAAUGUUUAGUUUAUGGUGUGUUUUUAAGUUUUUUUUUUUAUUGUGCCAUAGUAUACAUACAUACGUUCUUACAAUUCUAUCGAUUUCCAAUAAUUGACAUUUUCUCAAUGCAUUUUUUUUUGUUCGGAUCGACAUUAAAAUGAAUGUGAAUGAAAAGAUUUAUAAAAAAAUGGUAUGUUCAUUUAUUUGUUAUAUGAUU
This is a messenger RNA of Bombyx mandarina (wild silkworm), 4350 nucleotides long. It is a transcript of the gene Stat92E, whose product is annotated as Signal transducer and transcription activator Stat92E. Gene Ontology annotation, molecular function: DNA-binding transcription factor activity; DNA binding. Gene Ontology annotation, biological process: regulation of DNA-templated transcription; signal transduction. The record is from RefSeq and is a predicted model, not a curated record. NCBI's taxonomy places the organism in Eukaryota, Metazoa, Arthropoda, Insecta, Lepidoptera, Bombycidae.